Ornithorhynchus anatinus (platypus) is the source of this 2655-nucleotide messenger RNA. It is a transcript of the gene SPIRE1, whose product is annotated as spire type actin nucleation factor 1. NCBI's taxonomy places the organism in Eukaryota, Metazoa, Chordata, Mammalia, Monotremata, Ornithorhynchidae. The record is from RefSeq and is a predicted model, not a curated record. Gene Ontology annotation, molecular function: actin binding. Gene Ontology annotation, cellular component: cytoplasmic vesicle membrane; cell cortex. Gene Ontology annotation, biological process: establishment of meiotic spindle localization; intracellular transport; polar body extrusion after meiotic divisions. Bases 24 to 2438 code for a protein of 804 amino acids. The transcript is spliced from 18 exons.
CUGAGCUGAGGAGGGCGGCGGGGAUGGCCGAGGCCCGGCCGGCCGGGGAGGCGCUCAGCCUGGCGGACAUCCUGCGGCUCUACAACCAGCCCAUCAACGAGGAGCAGGCGUGGGCCGUGUGCUACCAGUGCUGCGGGGGGCUGCGGGACGCCGCCCGGACCCGGGGCCCCCCCGCCCCCGCAGCAGCAGCAGCAGCAGCAGCAGCCGCCGCAGCCCCUCCCGCAGCAGCAGCAGCAGCAGCAGCAGCAGCAGCAGCAGCCCCCCCCGCAGCACACAUCCUCAUCUGGAAGGACGGCACCGUCACCCUCACCCUCACAGGUAAACUGGAGUAUUCACAAUGUACAGAAUCGGAGAUUAUCGAAGCGUUAGGCAUCAUCAUUUAUAAAGCCCUGGACUAUGGUUUGAAGGAGAAUGAGGAACGGGAACUAAGCCCUCCGCUGGAGCAGCUUAUCGAUCACAUGACCAAUACCGUGGAGGCUGAUAGUAGCCACGAUGAAGGCUAUGAAGCUGCAGAUGAAGGUGUGGAGCAUGAAGUUGAUGAAAAGGGGGAAGUUAAGGUCAUAAAAUCAUAUAAAGACGUCAUGAAGUUGUGUGCUGCCCAUCUCCCCACCAGAUCAGAAGCCCCAAACCACUACCAGGCAGUAUGUCGGGCAUUGUUUGCGGAGACAAUGGAGCUGCACACCUUCCUGACCAAAAUUAAGAGUGCAAAAGAAAAUCUCAAGAAGAUUCAGGAAAUGGAAAAAGGUGAUGAAUCCAGUACAGACCUGGAUGAACUGAAAAAUGCAGACUGGGCCCGCUUCUGGGUUCAGGUAAUGAGGGAUUUGCGAAACGGUGUGAAACUUAAGAAGGUCCAGGAGCGCCAAUAUAACCCUUUGCCAAUCGAAUAUCAGCUCACUCCCUAUGAGAUGCUAAUGGACGACAUUCGAUCGAAGCGCUACACUCUGAGGAAGGUGAUGGUCAAUGGCGAUAUUCCUCCUCGGUUAAAAAAGAGUGCUCAUGAAAUCAUCCUGGACUUCAUCCGAUCACGGCCCCCCUUGAAUCCGGCUUCAGCCAGGAAGCUGAAACCGACCCCACCUAGACCAAGGAGUCUUCAUGAAAGAAUCCUAGAGGAAAUCAAAUCGGAACGAAAACUUCGCCCUGUGUCCCCAGAGGAGAUCAGGAGAAGCAGGCUGGCAAUGCGGCCACUUAGCUUGUCUCACAGUUUUGACUUGUCAGAUGUGACCACUCCUGAGACUUCAAAAAAAUUAACGGGACCUUCCGUAGCGAAUGGGGGUUUAACAUCCCAGUCAAAAGCCAAUGGUCGAAAUGCCAGCCAGAUGACAGUGCCGAGAAAGAAACUCCUCAAAGCCCCAACGCUGGCCGAAUUGGAUAGUUCGGAAUCAGAGGAAGAAUCUCUGCACAAGUCAGCAAGCAGCAGCAGCGGGUCCCCAUCCCUGCCGGAAGAAUCCUUGCUGGAGUUCCCCACCUCCAGAAAGAUUAAAUCUUUAGUGCCACCGAAAUUCUUGCCUAUAUCAUCCACCCCACAACCAGAGAGGCGGCAGCCACCCCAGAGACGGCAUUCCAUUGAGAAGGAGACCCCAACCAAUGUGAGGCAGUUCCUGCCACCGUCCAGACAGAGCUCCAGGUCACUUGUUCCUAGGAUAACCAGUUUAUGGCCAAGGACGCCUUUCCGACCACUUUUUUCUACCAUACAAACAGCUUCUCUGCUCAGCUCUCAUCCCUUUGAAGCAGCCAUGUUGGGGGCGGCAGGGGCUAUGUAUUAUCUCUGUGAGAGAGCUCUGACCAGCAGGUGGAAAUCUGCAAAGGAGGAGUUCUGCUACCCAGUGGAGUGCCUGGCUCUCACUGUGGAGGAAGUGAUGCACAUUCGCCAGGUGUUGGUGAAGGCGGAGCUGGAGAAGUACCAGCAGUACAAGGAGGUCUACACUGCUCUGAAAAAAGGAAAGCUCUGUUUCUGUUGCCGAACCAGAAGAUUUUCCUUUUUCACCUGGUCAUACACCUGUCAAUUCUGUAAGAGGCCUGUGUGCUCUCAGUGUUGCAAAAAGAUGCGGCUACCCUCCAAACCAUUAUCCACGCUUCCUAUCUUUUCUCUGGGACCGUCCGCCUUGCAAAGAGGGGAGAGUUUUAUGAGACCAGAGAAGCCAUCCACAAGCCACCACCGGCCGCUCCGGAGCAUUGCCAGAUUCUCCUCGAAGUCUAAAUCUGUGGAAAAAGGAGAUGAAGAAGAACAGUUCCCCAAAGAGCUGAUGGAAGACUGGAGCACUAUGGAAGUGUGCGUAGACUGCAAAAAGUUUAUUUCGGAAAUCAUCAGCUCAAGCCGGCGCAGCUUGGUACUGGCCAACAAGCGAGCCCGUUUGAAAAGGAAAACCCAGUCAUUCUACAUGUCCUCCCCAGGCCCCUCGGAGUACUGCCCUUCGGAGAGAACUAUCAAUGAGAUCUGAGCCCCGUGCCUUUUCCGUUGCUUUUGUGUUCCCAAAGUCACUGGUGUCAGGACACUGAAUUGGAGGAUCUUUCCCUUCUGUGGUUUUGUUGACUAGGCUUGAAUCUGCAUUAGAUUUCUGCAUUUCUGCUGCCCCACAACGUUUCUGUGUCUGUUGAUAUGCAGCAGAUCGGCCAUUCUCUCAUUUGCACUGAAAGAAUAUAACAGUUUGAAACCUG